Messenger RNA from Astrephomene gubernaculifera, 412 nucleotides. Lineage: Eukaryota; Viridiplantae; Chlorophyta; Chlorophyceae; Chlamydomonadales; Astrephomenaceae. The record is from the annotation of a GenBank genome assembly.
GUGAGGGUGACGCUGAGCUGCCGGGUGGCGCUGGUGCGGCAGGACGGUACGGCCGCGGCGGUGUUUUCCGUGCCUGAUGGCGGGGGCGGCGGAGGCACCUCCAUGUACGGCGCCUCCAUGUCCCGGCGGCGCAGUCAGGAACUGGUGCUGGUGGAUGCCACGGGGACGGGGGGCAGCAGCUUUUGUGGCAAGUCCACGGGAGACUACUACAUGACAGUCGACCGGGACAGUUUGCUCACCGGGGCCAGCCGGGGUGCCUUCGCAACCGCACCCGGCCCCCUCAGCGCCUCCGCCACCCCCACCACCGGCCGCAGCCCCCACAUGGGGAUCCAUCCGAGUGGGGCACCAGCGGGGGGCGGCACCAGCGGCGGCGCUGCUGGGGGCUGCCGGGCGCAGAGCCUUCCACUGCAAC